This is a messenger RNA of Chrysochloris asiatica (Cape golden mole), 1599 nucleotides long. RefSeq names its product family with sequence similarity 118, member B (gene SIRAL1). The record is from RefSeq and is a predicted model, not a curated record. Lineage: Eukaryota; Metazoa; Chordata; Mammalia; Afrosoricida; Chrysochloridae.
GGAUGGCUUCUACAGGGAGCCAGGCCUCUGAUAUAGAUGAACUUUUUGGAUUCUUCAAUGAUGGCACACCCCCAACCAAAAAGCCCAGGAAGCUGCUUCCAAGUUUAAAAACUAAGAAGCCUAGGGAGCUCGUGCUGGUGAUUGGAACAGGCAUCAGUGCUGCAGUUGCUCCUCAGGUUCCAGCCCUAAAAUCCUGGAAGGGAUUAAUUCAGGCCUUACUAGAUGCUGCCAUUGAUUUUGAUCUACUAGAAGAUGAGGAGAGCAAAAAAUUUCAGAAGUGUCUCCAUGAAGACAAGAACCUUGUUCAUGUUGCCCAUGACCUCAUCCAGAAACUCUCUCCUCGUACCAGCAAUGUUCGAUCCACAUUUUUCAAGGACUGUUUAUAUGAAGUAUUUGAUGACUUGGAGUCCAAGAUGGAAGAUUCUGGAAAACAGCUACUUCAAUCAGUCCUCCAUCUAAUGGAAAAUGGAGCCCUAGUAUUGACAACAAAUUUUGACAAUCUCCUGGAACUCUAUGCAGCAGAUCAAGGGAAACAGCUUGAAUCCCUAGACCUUACUGAUGAGAAAAAGGUCCUCGAGUGGGCUCAGGAGAAGAGGAAGCUGAGCGUGUUGCACAUCCAUGGGGUCUAUACCAACCCCAGUGGCAUCGUCUUACAUCCAGCUGGCUAUCAGAAUGUGCUCAGGAACACUGAAGUUAUGAGAGAGAUUCAAAAACUCUACGAAAACAAGUCAUUUCUUUUCCUGGGUUGUGGCUGGACUGUGGACGACACCACUUUCCAAGCCCUUUUCCUGGAGGCUGUCAAACAUAAAUCUGACUUAGAACAUUUCAUGUUGGUUCGGAGAGGAGAUGUAGAUGAGUUCAAGAAGCUUCGUGAAAACAUGCUGGACAAAGGGAUAAAGGUCAUUUCCUAUGGAAAUGAAUAUGCUGAUCUUCCUGAAUAUUUUAAACGACUUACAUGUGAAAUCUCUACAAGAGGCAGAUCAGCAGGAAUGGUGAGAGAAGGCCAGUUAAAUGGUUCAUCUGCAGGACACAGUGAAAUAAGAGGUAGUAGUACAUGAGAAGGCUCUAGAAACCACCAUUAGACCAAGCUAUGAGGCCCUACCAUGGACAGUGUUUAACAAGGAAACUUUUAAGAUAAACCCACCAAGGAAGUAUCAACCCCAGUGGUUGAAGGCUGUGGAUAGAACUCGAGGUGGGGCAAAUGUUCCAACUGAACCCUUCAUGCUGGCUGGUUCUGGGUAUUGAGCUGCCUUGCCUGUUCCAGUUCCAGAAUGCCUGAGAAAACAGGGCCAACAUGCAGGCCCUCCCCUGCCGGACGUGCUUGAGUCCACACAGCUGACCAGUGGGGUCCUCCACUGACUGGGGCUGCAGCUCUGCAUGAAGGACCUGGGGAUCUAGAUGCCAUGGAGUCACAGUGGCUUUGGUUGCAGUUUUGUACUCCGUACUUGGUUUUUCAAUUAAGCUUAAUGGCUUUUUUUAAAACAUGACUUGAAGCUCUAGUUUUCUAGAUCUUUUACAAUGUACAGUAUUUUACAUAAUUGAGCUCUAUUAAAAGCCUGUUCAUUUACAUCCCAGGGUCCUGGCUCUUCUUUUAAAAUC